Messenger RNA from Polyodon spathula (Mississippi paddlefish), 1177 nucleotides. RefSeq names its product glyoxalase domain-containing protein 5-like. The record is from RefSeq and is a predicted model, not a curated record. Lineage: Eukaryota; Metazoa; Chordata; Actinopteri; Acipenseriformes; Polyodontidae. Bases 102 to 671 code for a protein of 189 amino acids. The transcript is spliced from 5 exons.
UCAUUCCUCAGGAAGUACAUGUUACAGUCAUCUUACAGUCAGAUACAGCGGCGUUACUUUGUGUGGAAGGUUACUGUAGCUACCUUUGCUUUCAAAGGAUUAUGAUUCUAAGGGGUCUGUUGACCUCUACAGGACUGCGCUGGCAGACCGUGUUCGGGAAGAUGACCAGUAGGAGUGUGCAACGGCAAUUUCCCCCCCACUGGAAAACUCCUGCAGCCAGCAGCUGGCUGUCUGGGUUCCAGUGUUACAGCUCCACUGGACCCCCUCUCCGGAUCCAGGGGCUUGACCACCUGGUCCUCACUGUAAGGAGCAUAGAGGAGACAACAGGCUUUUACUCCAAAGUCUUGGGAAUGGAGGUUGUCACGUUUAAGGGUAAUCGGAAGGCACUCAGUUUUGGAAACCAGAAGUUUAAUCUUCACGAGGCUGGCAAGGAGUUUGAACCGAAAGCCCUCCUUCCAACACCUGGCUCCAUCGACCUGUGUCUUAUUACAGAAACACCAAUUGCUGAAGUCAUAGAGCAUCUUAAGGCUUGUGACGUCACUGUAGAAGAUGGACCUGUCCUCCGAACUGGUGCUGUGGGACCAAUUUCUUCAGUGUACUUCAGAGACCCAGAUGGGAAUCUUGUUGAGGUAUCUAAUUACCACUCGGAGCCCGCAGCUGGUGGAGCGUAGUAAUGUAAAGGGGUCUCAUUUUAAGAUUCUGUAUGUUUUUAAUAUUUCAUUUUGAUUUCACAUUACUGAUUUAAUAAUUGCACAUUUUGUAAAAUGAUGUAUGUUUUACUUGUAAAUGAAGGUGUGCAAAUUUACAUCACGGGUUAUGUAAUGCACCAGACCAAAACUGUGUUAGGGUUAUCUGCGGUUCACAACAAUCAUGGAAACACAGAAGAUUCUCAGUCACCUCACAAGGGGCAUGGUAAUGAGUGUCCUGCAACCAGUCCCCAUGUAUGGUGUCUGCACUGACCCUUGUGCCCAUCAAGAGAGUCUAUUACUUGAAUGGCCACACUGAUUGACACUCCUGUUGUAACUCUAACAAUCUAUAGGACCUUCAUGGUCAUUCACACAUUUUUGGCCAGUCAUUGUUUAUACAAUAAAGUAUCUGGAAAGAGUCUGACUUCUGAACAAAACUGAAUGCACUGUAAAAUCAAGUGACAAAAAAUAAAUGAAACCAGUUGACUUUA